AAAUUGCAUACAUAUUUCUGCCCUCAAGCCCUCACUACACCCACCGUUGAAAGACAUACACCAACCAACAAUAUCACAGAACCCCCCAAAUGGUUCUAUCACAGAGAAACACUUGGAACCGGAAGAAAUCCGGCAAGUGUGAGAGAGGAAGAGUGAUGUAGCAGAGAUCCACAUGUGGAAACGACGGUGGUACCGUGGUUUCCGGUCACUGCAGCGGCGGUCAACAGUGGUGGUUAGGGUUUCGAUUGCGGUUUCAGGAGGGAUCAGCAGAACGCGACAAUGAUGAAGAUGGCCGGCGAAAUACCUAGGGUUUCGGCUAAGUUCCGGCAGAAGGAUUAAAGCUUGCAUGUUCCAUUUUCAAGUAGAUCGGUGACCGGAUUCGUCUGCAUGUGUGUUUUUCCGAUUAGUAAGGUAUAACCCAUCUACCUCACCCCAUCAAUCCAUCACAACAUCUCUGCCUCUGUCCCCGGUUACGUCUGGCGACCAAAGGUGAGGUUUAUUGUUGGGGUUUACAUCAUCCUAUAUGUUCGUCGUCUUCUCUUCGUUCUUUUGUUGUAGAUGACUGAGUUUAGAUGGCUUAGGACUGAACUGGAUAAAUAUAGAUAGGGUGGGUGGGUUUAAUUCUUUUCAGGCUGGUCAUGUAGUUGGAUCCCAGGUUUGGUUAGACUGAACCCAUUUUUUGUUGAGCCAAUAAUCUUUGCUUUUCAAUUGAUUUGUAGGAAAAAGGUUUAUUUCCAUUGUUCCUUGUCUUUCCCAUAAUAGUCAACUUGAUCAAUCUUUCAAGUGCACGCUACCAAACUCCACAUAUGAAGAAGUGACGAACUCUCAGACCAUUGAUCAUAUGGACAGAGACAACAAUUAGCCACUUAAUUUGUUUGUUUGUUCGUUCGAUUGAGUGGUUAAUUAGUGUAUAAAAAGAUGCUAGCCGAUAACGGAUUUGAUUUUUAUAGGCCCUGGCUGUUCAUUGGUUGUAGAAAGGGCGUUUAUGAAGCACCCUCCGCUUAAACCAAGUGGUAGGUUUUGGUGGAGAAUGAUUAUAGCUGGAAUAAGGCUAUGACAUUGACUUUUGGGACAUCAAAGAUUGGGGUUUAUGAAAACCGAUAUGCCACAGCAACUGGCAUAUCGAAUUGAGGCACAGGUUCUAUAAGUUUUUUGAGGUAGUUUGUUGAGGGUUUAUAUGAUUUAAUUGCUAAAUUUGGAUACUAUAUGGUCUACUGCUGCAGUUUUGUUAUCAUAUACUUUGAAGUUUUCACUUUUAGUCUUUUUUAGCUUUUGAUCUAACCAGAAAUAUAUAUUGUAAAGAUAAAAAAAGUCCAAUUUAUUGCUGCAGUUUUAUGGUAGGUAGAUAAGAAGAUUAAUAGGCAAAAUUGGGAUAAAAAAAAUAAAUUCAAAUAUAAACAUUGUUCAAAAGUUUGAAUUUUAUGCACAUAUGUUAACAGAGCCUGACAAAUAUAUACUCAAAAUGUGUAUUCAUGUGUUUUCCCUAGGAUUAUUAAGUUUGUUAUUAUUUGUAAAAAUUACGUGUUAAUUCGGAUUGAUAAACAGAGUAUUAGUGGGGAAAGGAAUGAUGGAAUCAAGAGAACUGGCGGAGAUUAAAAGCGAAGCGUAUGGGUGGUAGAGGAGGUUAAAGGCAAAGCGUACAGGUGCUGGAGGAGAUUAAAGGUGAAGCAUACAGGUGGGCGAAGAGUUGAAGUCAACUUUUGGGUCUGAAUCAUGAGAAUUGGGGCAAUUUCACAGGAGUGCGCUUUGGCUAAUACACAUGGGUUUCCUUUUUUCUUUUUUUCUUUUUUAUACUAUUUGGCUCUAUCUUUCGUUGUUUUGGUGUACUGCUAUACUUAGCAGCUUGCUAAAGCUGGGUUACUGUUUCCUGUGGUAAUAAAUUGGUUCUUUUGCCUAUCCAAAUAAAAAAAUGAAUAGGUAGGAAAGUACAUGAUGGGCGUCAUAGUGAAUAGGUAUGGAUAAUUUAAUUUAAAUUGAAUCGAAGGAAAAUGUGGGUUGGGAUCUGAGAUUGCAGCGCUUCAACGAAAACACAAAUGCCUUUCGCGCAUCGCGCGACAUCGAAAACACUACCAAUCAAGUUCUCGCGCAACGCGCGGAGGAAUUUUACUAGUUAUAUUAAAAGUCAUGAAAUCAAUUUAAAACAACAUUUUUUUUUGUCAAGAGUACGUUUGUCGUUUGUCAUCUAUCAUAAAUCAAUUUAAAAUUCCAUUGUGGUGGAAUAAAAGUCAAUAAGAAAAAUACUCAUUUACUUUGCUAAACAAAAAGGUAAAACAACAGUACACGUUUUGUUUUUUUUAAUUUUUUUAUUGAAUUCAUGUAUUUUUUUUUUUUUUUUUGGUUACAGUUGAAGGAUUCAACAUGGAUGAGGAUGAUAAUCUAGAUGCACCAAUAUGGGAGAAUAUGGCUCAAUCAUCAAUACUUGAGCCAAAUGUUUUUUAAAUAUAAGAUAAAAUUAAAAUAUGGAGGCUACUUUCGGUCGGCUAAAAAUUCAUCUAGGAAACGAUAUUGUUUUGGCUAUCAAAAAUGUGUAUACAUUGAUACAUACACAUACAACUUUGAUGAUUUGGUUGAAGAGGUUACAAAUCAUUAUCCAUCAAACAGGGAUUUCGUUUUCUCAGUUUGUUUCGUUGACAAGUAUGCCACAGAGCAAUCUUUUAUCAAGCUUGAUUCUCACGAGAACUUUCAGUUAAUGCUUAAAACGUAUGAAGUGGAAAAAGAACUGACCGUUUAUGUGACAACAAGUAGGAAUCUUGAGACAUCUUCAAUCAACCAAAGGUGUCAAGAUGAAGUCGGUGACGAACUAUACAGUGAUGAAGAAUCAGAGUAUUCAUUAAGCGAUGAAAGUUACCGUAGUUGUUAUAGUACUGAUAAUGAUGUUGAGCAACAUAACUCCAAAGAGGAAACUUAUACCAAGAAAAGUCCAACCAUCAGAUUGAACUCAAAGUUUGAAAAUAUUACCGUGUUUAGAAGAACAUUGAUCCAUUAUGCACUCAGAAUUGAAUUUGAAUACUUCAUUGAGAAAAGUGAACCGACAAGAGUCACAGCAAGAUGUGUAGACAUUGAAUAUAAAUGGAGAAUACAUGCCUCUGUUAAACAAGAUGGAAUUACAAUCGAGUAUCCCGAAGGUUAAGAAAUUCGUAGAAGCACAUUCUUGCACUCGAAGCAACAAGGGUGGCAACAAGGUUGCAAGUCAAGGAUGAAUUGCUAGUGUUAUUAAAGAUAAGCUAAAAUCUGAUGGGGAUGUAUCUGCUAUAGAACUAAAGAAGUGGGUUAUAAAGAUUUACAAUGUCGAUGUGUCAUACGAUAAAGUCUAUAGAGGGAAAGAACAUGCUUACAUUGAUAUGUAUGGCAAGUGGGAAGACUCGUUCAUGAUGAUGAAUGAUUUCAAAGGGGAACUACCAAGGCGAAACCUGAGAAGUAUUGUUGACAUCGAGAGGCGUUUAAUGCUUGGAUUGGUGAAUUGCGUUAUAAGCCGAUUCUUGACCUUUUAGAUUCGAUGAGGGAGAAGAUUACGGUACGAUUUGACCAAAAAACAAGCAUAUUCUAAAGAAAUGGAAGGGAACAUUAGUACCUAAAACUAAGAGUUAUCUUAACCGAAUCUCGAAGAGUCUGGGAGAGUACAAAGUUUGUAGAAGCAGUGAAAAUCAAGUUGAAGUGAAACGCGUCGAAAAGCGGUGUGUAACACCCCGUGUUUCGAAAGUCAAAGUCAAAGUCAAGAAUGAAUUCAAAGGAAGAAAAGAUUGCUAAUUGCGAUC
This is a messenger RNA of Helianthus annuus (common sunflower), 3755 nucleotides long. RefSeq lists its product as uncharacterized. NCBI's taxonomy places the organism in Eukaryota, Viridiplantae, Streptophyta, Magnoliopsida, Asterales, Asteraceae. The record is from RefSeq and is a predicted model, not a curated record. Bases 2381 to 3130 code for a protein of 249 amino acids. The transcript has 5 exons.